Molecule: messenger RNA, 2391 nt
Organism: Suillus fuscotomentosus
Lineage: Eukaryota; Fungi; Basidiomycota; Agaricomycetes; Boletales; Suillaceae
Exons: 8
Coding region: 1-2391 (796 amino acids)
Source: RefSeq, a predicted model, not a curated record
AUGGACAUGACGUACACUCAGAUGGAAGAAGCCCUUUCAUUGUACCUCGGCAAUCGAUAUUCUGCGGACGAUUGGAAGGAAUCCCAAGAUGCACUAUUUUCUGGUGACGGUGAUGACAACCUUGCUUUGAGAAAUCUUUGUGCUGUGAAGGCAAAGCACAUACCCUCAGCGUCUGCUUCCAGUGAUUCUUCCGUGGCCGACGGACCGUCCAGUGCGCGCGUCCAAAGUUCGCGUAAACCGGCCAAAUUAAAAAAUCCCUACCUUGAUCUGGCCGCAGAGGAGGAUGAUGAUGAGGAGGAGGAUGACCACAACCAUAAUGGCCCCUCUGGGUCAUGGAAGGUUACAUCCUUGCCAGGAUCAUCAUUGGCUGCUAGGUUUGCCACUGCCAUUGAUAACAUCACGCAUAGAUUCGAGACGACACAGCGAAGUGUUACGGAUUAUAUUGCUACACACCUUCGGAAGAAAUGUUUCAUCGUUAAGGUGUCAGCUUGGAUACCCGGUCAGCUUUACGUGGUUGCAGACAGCCCUAAAACAAUCGCAGACUCACUUCCUUCCUUGCUCUACCUCACCGUCAAGCAAUAUGUUUGUAUAUCGGAUGAGGAACGUGAAGAGGUCGAGCAUUCUUACUGCAAGCUUCCCAGCCUGGCCUGGGUGAGGAUCAAGCAUGGCAAGUAUAAGGGCGACAUAGCCCAAGUCUUUGAUUCCAAUCUACCGAACGAUGUCAUUGCGGUCUUGGUUCCGCCACGGGAUUUCCCAUACUCCAUGCCUCCAAGAUCUCGAUCCCUACUUGACCGAUCCCAUCUUCCGAACAGGAACACAGUUUCUAACAUCACUCAUGGCGGGAAAAAUGUAGGAUACAAAUACAAAGGAGAAAAGUAUUAUAUGGGCCUCCUACUUCACAGCUUCCACCGCGAUCGCUUAGAACAUGUUGUCUGCCCCCAUGCUGACGACAUUCAGCUCCAUUUACAACCCAGGUGGGAACAGUCAUUCCUCAAGAGAACCAUGGUUGUGUUUUCGAUGCAGUUCUUGCAUGUCACCUCAACUGGCCACAUUAUUCAGAUGGUAGAUGAUGUAUUUCGUCUUUGUCAAGAUGUCUUGAAGGAAGAGGCGAGUGUGGAAGUUUCAAAGUACUAUCUAGACUGCCAUCCUCUGAGCCACACAUUGCAAGCACGACUACCAAUGCAGCAACUUUUUAAGCCUCCCCCUGAUGUUGAAUCCAUCCAAAUCGGGGAUUAUAUAGAAGUGCUUUUUGGGGAGCACAUAGGGAAGUGUGGCAUCGUGCGUUGGCUGCCCAAAGGAGCAGACAGUCUGUGGUUCCAGGACGGAACAUUGAACUUUCCAGUUCCCAUUUCAUUCAUUCGGCGGACCCACCUCCCCCACCUCCAGACAUUGCAGUACACAAAAGACAGGGGUUACAAUGUUAAACCUGGAGAUGUUGUAAGAGUGGUUCGUGGGUCAGAGUAUUUGAUGAAAGGGGUCGUUCAAAGUGUCAACUUUCCAAAAGCUUGCUUGACCCUACUCUCUGACAUUGACCAUUUGCUUGUUGACGUUCUCAUUCCAUUCGUGGCAAAAGUAUGCAACGCCAACUUUGAUUCUUUCAAAAAGGAAAUCGGUCAAGAGGUAUUUAUCAUUGGAGGUGACUGUAAGGGCUACCAAGCCACACUGUACAGUGUCGCCUCUGAGACUUGCACCAUUGCCAUGCAUGGGCAGCAGCACAUCAAGAUCGAACUCAAGGACGUUGCAACCAGGUACAGAAUGAGGUUAAAUGGAUCGAUACUCGAAGGAACAGACAUGUUGUCUUUCUGCGAAAUGCAGAGAAGAUCGUACUUGGCCGCACAACCUCGAAGCGUCACACCCCUACCCAAAAAGGUUCCUUCAUCGGUUGCCAUCACAGGCACCAGCACGUCGACAUCCAUGUGGACCACCUGGACCUCCAGCCCCAAUGAUCAGACCGGUAAUCCUUUGCCCGGUGUCAAUCCCAACUCUUUGACUACUGAAUCUAACCCCUGGACUGUCAAUGCUGAAGAUACACUAGAUAGCAUCGAUGCUCAAAUGGAGAAAGCCAAAGAGGGCCCGCUAGCUUGGCUGAUGAAGAAGGAAUUUUCUUCCAAGCUCAACACACAUCACGUGAUGUUAAAAGUCUCACCCUCCUUCAUGGGAGGCAGGCUACACAACUGGUUUGUGUCGACAGCCUGUCCUGAUCUCUUCCUCGGUCUGAAUGGACCUGCUCCCAAUGGUUGUGUUGCAGUGUUUUGCUCAUUGAACAGUGCAGGUGCCGCGAUUCAGCACUAUCAUAUACCCGUCACAGAUCUGAGCCCAGCCCCUCCCCGCAAAAAAAACAACAGUGCCUUGUUCUGGAUGGGAGUCAUCGCAGUUCCAUUUGUAAUGUAG